AUGUGCAACACUACAGUUCCCGAUUGCAGCUGUUAUUUCUGCUCUGAUGACGAACUAAUCAUCUCGAAUCACGCUGUCAUCUUUCACGCCGAUCUUCCGCUUCCAAAAAAUGUUGAAUUUUUCCAUAUCGACUCUAAAUGCUUCAAAAAAAUCAAAUCUUCGGAUUCAACAGUCGCAGUGGAAUGUCCGUACAAUGGCAAGAAAUCCCACUAUCAUUGCCUGAAUUGUCGCAAGGUUGGUGAAGUCUUAACAUAA
Angiostrongylus costaricensis is the source of this 255-nucleotide messenger RNA. Lineage: Eukaryota; Metazoa; Nematoda; Chromadorea; Rhabditida; Metastrongylidae. The record is from the annotation of a GenBank genome assembly.